Molecule: messenger RNA, 3153 nt
Organism: Clarias gariepinus (North African catfish)
Lineage: Eukaryota; Metazoa; Chordata; Actinopteri; Siluriformes; Clariidae
Gene: nrros
Product: negative regulator of reactive oxygen species
Exons: 3
Coding region: 144-2180 (678 amino acids)
Molecular function (GO): protein binding
Source: RefSeq, a predicted model, not a curated record
UAGAGCUCUCUGCACACUAGCAGAGCACAUUAGGCAGUCGGAGGGCGAGGAAGCGGUUCAGGUUCUCCAUCAGCUCCUGAUGUAGUGAUGGUGUGCAGUGAGCCAGGAGCACACCGACCACACCGCCGCGUGAGCAUGAAAAGAUGCCGGGUAUCAGAGUCCUUCUCUACUUUGGCUUGGUGGCUUUACUGCCAGCCCUUUGCCAUCCUCUCACCUCCUGCAUACCGAUUGGAAGGACGGCUACAUGUAACAGCCUUGGACUGUCUUCUGUUCCCAGCAACCUGCCACAGCAAAUAGAAGAGCUGUUUUUAAACCAGAACAUUAUUUUUAAAUUACCGAAUGGAUGCCUCUCAAGAUAUCAGUCCCUUCACACCUUCAGCUGUGCAAACUGUUUAUUAAAUGAAUUGGGUGAUCAAGUGUUCUCCAGUUCACCUCUCAUAGAGAGCCUGAAUUUUGCCAACAACGAACUUCACAAGGACCACACGCAGUUAGUGCUGUCUCUUGGCUCUUUGACCAGGCUACGAAUUCUGGAUCUUUCUGGCAAUGGGCUCACAGAGGACAUGGUUUCUGAGCUCUUACAGAACCUCACAUCUCUUGAGUUUCUGGAUUUGUCCAGGAAUGUCCUACUGAGAUUGGACGAGUACACAUUUAGAGAUCUUUAUCAGCUCAAAGAACUGAAUCUAGAAAGAAAUAAUUUGUUUGAGAUUGAUACUGCAUUUGAUCACUUAAAAAAGCUCACACGGCUUAACUUGGCAUUCAAUUCUCUGCCAUGUCUCACGAAAUUUGAUAUGACUCAGUUGGUGGUACUAAAUGCCAGUCACAAUCUCAUCGAAUGGUUUAUCAGUAAUCAGGACCUCAAUGAAACCUUUGAGCUGGAGACGUUGGACUUGUCUGAUAACCAGCUCCUGUAUUUUCCAUUCCUUCCAAACAAUAAUCGCAUUAAAACACUCUUAUUACCCAAUAACCAAAUCCGCUUUCUCGGUGAUCUGUCAAAUAACACCUUUGUAAACUGGACCAGUAGUGUUGUGUUCUAUAACUUGGGUAAAAAUGCCAGCAAUGUUACAGCGGACCUUUGGAGUGAUGACCUUCAUGGGGAUGUAUCUUCUGUGGAAUUGCUGGAUCUCAGUGUUAACCAGUUGAGAUACUUCCCUCUGGGGUUUUUUCUGAAAAUGCCCCAUCUUCACUGGCUGAGGAUAAGGGGCAACUGCCUGGAAUCUCUGAAUUUAACAGAAGAUCUUCCUGUAUCUAUCUACGAGCUGGAUGUGAGCAACAACAGACUUGCUGAACUACAUGCACACUCCAGCUCAGUCAAUGAACUAAAUAAACUUUCACAUUUGAACCUGAGCUUAAACAACAUACAGAAGCUUCCCCCUGGAGUGUUCACUACUUUCCCCAGUCUCAGCAUUGUGGACCUAAGUUACAACACAGUGGGUUUGUGCCAUCCUGAAGAGCUACCAAAGACAGACUCUUCACGCUGUGCUCUAUGGACAAAUCUUUCCUCAUUAAAACAGCUCCACAUUGCAGGAUGUAGCAUAGCCAAUAUUCCACCACAUGCAUUUGAUGGCACGCCACUAACACACCUUGACCUGUCCAACAACCCACACCUGCAGAUUGGGCCAGACUGUUUAUCUGGUCUCACUGGGACGCUACAACAUCUAGGCCUGAGCAACACAGGUUUGCAGGACUUUAACUUUUCUCCAUUUCAACAGUUAAAAGUUUUAAACAUCUCUAAAAACUCAAUAUCGGAGAUUCCUAAAUCUCUAAUGACACUGAACUUGAAGCUCCUGGACUUGAGAGACAACAUGUUGUCCACUAUUAAAGUUGAACACGCUACUGUGCUAGCUAAACAAGUGCAGAUUGUUUAUGUAAAUGGAAAUUAUUACAACUGCUGCCAGUUAGAAUGGUACGAGACAUUUAAAGAGUCCAAAACGCUGCACGUUUCUGAUCUUUUAGAAGUUACGUGUGUAGACACACAGCAGCGGAGACUUAAAGCUGGUCUUUUUGAGUCCGGCCUGUGUGGGAGCAGAAGCACAGAGGAAUCAAUUUUCUGGUACAUUUUUCUAUUUGUUUCUGUUGGUGUAUCCAUGGUGGGGAUCUCUGUCAUUUAUUUCCUGACUUUCAGACCAAGACUACUGCCACGUGUAAUUAAAAAGAAAUGUUGGAAGCCCACAACUUAUUAAAAAACACAACCAGCAAGCUGGUCAAUUAAAUCUACACACGCAGACUGAUUUUAUUUAUUGUAUUUUUUUUUUAAAUAAACAAGUGUCUUGUUUUACCAAAAAAGGAUACAGACGGCCAGGUUUGUGUAGAGGCUCUUAACGUGUUUUUGUGCAAAACCCUGACAAAAACAAAGUGCAUUAAGGUCAGAUUACAUUUAGGUUAGAAAUUAAAUGAAAUGAUCACAGACUAUAUGUUGGAAAAUGUUACAAAACAUUACAUAAAAGCACUUAUUUUUUGAAGAAAAAAAACAACAUCAACAGGUGAAAAAACGUUGGAAUAAUUUAAUAAUCAUUCAGAGAGGCAAGUUAUUUUGUGCCACAUAGAACUAAAUUAAACAGGUAUAUUGCCAUUAUUUAUUUUUACUACAUUUGCAAUAAUUUUCAGGAGAUGUAUUUUGGUUUUUAGUGGUUUUAUGAUUUGUUGUUUAGAUGUGAUUACCCCACAUAAUUAAUCCCUUGUGGGAUUAAUUCUAUAAUUGUGUACAUUUGACAAUGUUUUUUUUUUUCAAAUACAUAUAUUUUUUCUAAAUACCCUACUGUAGUCUAGGGUCAGACCCUGUUUAGUAUUUAAAGCCCCUGUUCUUUGUAAUUAAAAUGUUGAAAAAGUAAUAAAAGAAGGCAAGUAAGUAAUUGAAAUUAGAGACCGAGAAUAAAAAGUUAAAAAGAGACAAAAGCUUAAAGCUUCAGUAAGAGAGUAGCUAUGUGUGUGUGUGUGUGUGUGUGUAUAUAUAUAUAUAUAUAUAUAUAUAUAUAUAUAUAUAUAUAUAUAGUUCUCUUUUACUGAAGCUUAAGCUUUUGUCUUUCAUAUAAUAACAAGGUUGUGGAUGUACUUUUAUUGCAUUAUUUUCAAUAUCAAAUGAUGUCUAAAUAUUAUUUCAUUUAAUGCAUGUACAUUACCUGAGAUAACAAUAUGUAUAUUAAAUGUAAAUACGUA